AUGACCCAGCAAUUCGCACGGUCAGCCGUUGGAGGCCUCGACAUGAACGCCCCCGGCCACGCCAACAUUGUCGCCCUGGUCGGCAUUAUAGCCGCCUUCACAAUUCUGCUGACCAUCAUCAUCACCGUGACUGGACGCUGGCGCAUGCGUCGCGGCGAGCGCCUGAAGAGGGAACGAGAGGCUCUCAAAGGUGAGGAGGCUGGACUGUUCCAGAUGAAGCCGUGUCCUGACCUUGUCAGGCCAAAGUCUGUGGUGUUGGCGCCUGUCCGUCCAGUUGUGGGCGUACAGCAGUGGAUGCAAUUCUUCUAUUCGGCUCAUGCCCGUGCACAGGGUGCAUGGGCUGGUCAGACCAAGGUAACUUCCACUUGA
Messenger RNA from Cyphellophora europaea CBS 101466, 369 nucleotides. RefSeq lists its product as uncharacterized. The transcript has a single exon. The coding region runs from base 1 to 369 and encodes 122 amino acids. The record is from RefSeq and is a predicted model, not a curated record. NCBI's taxonomy places the organism in Eukaryota, Fungi, Ascomycota, Eurotiomycetes, Chaetothyriales, Cyphellophoraceae.